AAAAAUAAUAAUAAAAAAAACUCAGACAGACGAACACGAACAAUCCCUGUCGCUGCGCUUCGUGAUCUUCGUCUUCGCAAAUCGUGAAUGGAGUCGAUACAAAGCAAAGUGGAGGCAUGGAUCAAGGAGCAGCACGCCAAGCUCCUCAAGGUCUCUUGGUGCCCACUGCAGUGGAGGAUGAAGUGGCCAUUGCUUUUCAAGGAGGGCGACCGGGAGCACCGCCGCAGGAUCCACCAGGAGUACGAGGGCCGCCGCAAGCAGCUCCACGAUCUCUGCGCCGCCGUCAAGGUCGACUCCGUCUCUGACCUCCGGGAAAUUCUCUGCUGCAUGGUCCUCUCCGAGUGCGUUUACAAGAGACCUGCUUCGGACUUGGUUUGGGCUGUGAAUAAGUUUAAGUCCUACUUCGGAGGACAAAUUGUUUCUCUCGAGCGUGUUCAGCCCUCUUCGGAUCACGUUCCGCACAGUUAUUUGUUGGCGGAAUCUGGUGAUACAUUGUUUGCUUCCUUCACUGGAACCAAGCAGUACAAGGAUGUGAUGACAGAUGCAAACAUAUUUCAAGGUGCUAUAUUUCAUGAGGAUGUAGCGGAGGAUACUAAUGGGACUGAAACUACUAAUCCACCUGAAAACCGAAAAGGAAAUGGAGAACAUUUGUGGAAUCCACUUGAAUCAAAAGCAAAUAAAGCUAAACCUGCCGCACAUCAGGGGUUCUUGGCUCGUGCUAAAGGGAUACCUGCUUUGGAGCUGUACAGGCUUGCUCAAAAGAAAAACCGGAACCUUGUCUUAUGUGGUCACUCACUUGGUGGAGCAGUAGCAGUGUUAGCUACCCUUUCUAUUUUGAGGGUGGUUGCUGCUUCUUCUUCUUCAUUAAAGGAGAAUGGAAAUGUUAAAGUCAAAUGUAUCACAUUUUCCCAGCCCCCUGUUGGGAAUGCAGCUUUAAGAGAUUAUGUUAGUAGAGAGGGAUGGCAACAUUACUUCAAGAGUUACUGCAUUCCAGAAGAUCUGGUGCCUCGCAUCUUGUCUCCUGCUUAUUUUCAUCAUUAUAGUGCACAAUCUUGUUCAGUGCCGGCUGAAACCGAAACUACCAGCAUAUCCAUGUUAAAAAGUGAGGAAGCAGUAGGAAAAGGAAAAGAGAAUGAUGGCAAACGGUUGGUUCUGGGUUUGGGACCUGUUCAGACUUCUAUGUGGAGACUCUCGAAGCUUGUUCCCUUAGAAGGCAUAAGAAGACAAUUCAACAAGUAUAGAGGAAAGAAAGUUUAUUCUGUCGAGGCAUCUUCUCAGUCAGAUUAUGUAGCAGCAACUCUAGUAGAUGAUGACAUGGUAGAACCACAGUCUCUUGAAAUACAAGAAGGUUCUGAUGGUAUAUCUCUUAAACCUAUCUCUGACACUGAUAAAGAGCCACCGUAUGUGGUACCAAGUGGGAAGUCAGCUAGAAAAAGCUCCACAAAAAAUGGGGAUGACAGCACAUGGCGCAGAGUGCCUUAUUUACCUUCGUAUGUACCAUUCGGGGAGCUAUAUCUCUUGGAAAAUUCAUCAGUGAAGUCACUAUCAGAUGCGGAGUACUCAAAUUUGACAUCGGUCAGAUCUGUUAUUGCGGAACUGAGGGAACUAUUUCAAUCACAUUCAAUGAAGUCAUAUAGGUUUCGGUUCCAGAGAAUCUAUGACCUGUGCAUGAAGGACGAUACGUCACCUUUUCCAGCCAUAGAGCAACUACAGCAGUUUCCACAUCUACAGCAGUGGCUUGGUCUUGCAGUUGCAGGAACUGUGGAGCUUGGGCAUAUUGUUGAGUCUCCAGUUAUUCGGACAGCUACUUCAGUUGCUCCUCUUGGAUGGAAUAGCAUACCCGGCGAGAAGAAUGGAGAGCCCUUAAAAGUUGAUAUCACUGGUUUUGGAUUGCAUCUUUGUACGCUUGUGCAUGCCCAAGUGAAUGGUAACUGGUGUUCAACAACAGUGGAAUCCUUUCCUUCAACCCCAACUUAUUCUUCAAAUUAUGGAGAAAAGCUGGAACUACAAAAAAUGCGAGUCUUAGGUGGAGCUCCAUUGAAACAGCCACCAAAAUAUCAGAUGGAAGCAGAUUCAAUGAUGCGUGUGUUUUCUUCUAUUGAUUCCAACACAGCUAAUCUUAAUAGGGAUCACACUUCAGGACCAUUUGAUGAGGAAAAGUGGGAGCACACUUCAGGACCAUUUGAUGAGGAAAAGUCCAUACGUCAUGAAGGCUUAAGUGAAUUUUUCAUAUUUUGUACCAGUGACUUUACAGUCUCUAAAGAGGUCCAUGUGAGAACUCGCAGGGUGCGAUUACUUGGUCUUGGAGCCGGAAAGACUUCCCUUUUUAAGGCAAUGUUAUCCCAAGGCAAAAUUACUAAUAUUACCAAUAUUGAAAAUCUGCUUCUAGAAACUAACGCCCAAGAAGGUAUUUCUCGGGGUUUAUACUUCUGUGAUUCAGCAGGGGUAAAUUUACAGGAGCUGAAUUUGGAGGCCACCCGUUUCAGAGAUGAACUAUGGACAGGAAUUCGUGAUUUGAAUCGGAAGACCGACUUGAUUGUUCUUGUUCAUAACCUGUCUCACAGAAUACCAAGCUUAAAUCUCUCAAAUGGAUCGCAGCAAAAGCCAGCCCUUACACUUCUGCUGGAUGAAGCGAAAUCUCUGGGAAUUCCUUGGGUCCUUGCCGUAACAAACAAAUUUUCUGUCAGUGCUCAUCAGCAGAAAGCAGCAAUUGAUGAUGUUGUCCAGUCAUACCAAGCAUCUCCAAGUACCACUGCCGUUAUCAAUUCCUGUCCAUACGUCAUGCCAAGUGCUGCAAGCACUAAUUUGUCAUGGGGUGCAACCACUGGAGAUGCUGAUGGAAGGAUCAGUGCUCAAAGCUUAUUGUUUGCUCCCAUCAAUUUUGUUAAGCGGCCUUUCCAGAAGAAAGAAAUCAUUCUCCCAGUGGAGGGUGUCAACUCUCUUCGUCAAGUAGUCCAUCAUGUGCUUCGUAGCCACGAGGAAGCUGCAUUGCAGGAACUUGCAAGAGAUGGGCUUUUGGUGGAAGUGGCACGAGAGCGUGGAAUCGCUAUGGGACGUGAUUCUCAAGCCAAGUCAAAUUCUCUUACAUCUGCAGCCGUGGGUGCUUCCCUCGGAGCCGGUCUUGGCAUUGUCUUGGCUGUUGUCAUGGGUGCAGCAUCCGCCUUGAGGAAGCCUUAGAGAACUCACAUCCCCGCAAUCUAUGCGAUGCAAUCCGUUGUUUCAAGUUAGUAAUGGUAGUUACAGGCCAUUUUUUCAUUUUUGUUGCUCUUAAAUUUAUUAGAGGUUACAAAAUAGGUCUUCUUGUAGAUGGGAAAUGUCCUCCCGAAUACUUUUUAAUUUCUUUUAGCUUGUUUUGCAUGUACAGAUAAAUUUAUUUUGAUAGAUUGUACCUUGUUUCUGAUAUUGACUAUAUUUCUCUGAAUAUAACAAAAAAAAUCAUUGACCAA
Malus domestica (apple) is the source of this 3446-nucleotide messenger RNA. NCBI's taxonomy places the organism in Eukaryota, Viridiplantae, Streptophyta, Magnoliopsida, Rosales, Rosaceae. The record is from RefSeq and is a predicted model, not a curated record.